AUGCCAUUGUAUGAAGUCGAGCACUGUAUUGCCUUGAGUCAAGCCCAGCGCACCGAGCUUGCUCAAGCCAUCACCCAUAUUCACACACGCAAGUUCACCACCCCCAGCCUUUUCGUUAAUGUCCGUUUCCUCGACGCAAGUAAUUCCUGCAGCUAUGUAGGAGGAAAGGAGCGUGCGAUCAAUCGCAUCAUUGCCUAUGUUCGACCUGGCGGCAACCGAACCACGGCCGAUUUCGAGGAACUCGCCCAGCGUGUCACUGAUGCUUGGAAUCAGAUCGUUGUGCAGGGAGCCGAGUCUGGGGCCAAAGAAGCCGAGUUGAAUAGAGUCUUCAUUAUGGGCACUAUUACGGCGGGGAUGGAAAAUGGGUUUCUUUUACCACGGGUAAGCGCCGUAAACGGUUCCCCCAGGGAAGAUGACUUUGUGAUCAACGGUCUUCGCUUACUUUGGCUACAGGCUGGAGAAGACGCCAUUUGGUUGAGAGAUAAUGCACCGAAGUUUGCGGAGCUGGCGAAACAGGGGGAGAGUGACUUCGUUGAGCUGGUAGCGGAGAUGGAGAGCAGAGACGAUUUAUCCACGAAGGCGAAGCUACGCAUG
Aspergillus bombycis is the source of this 594-nucleotide messenger RNA. RefSeq lists its product as uncharacterized. Lineage: Eukaryota; Fungi; Ascomycota; Eurotiomycetes; Eurotiales; Aspergillaceae. The annotation marks the transcript as partial. The record is from RefSeq and is a predicted model, not a curated record. The transcript is spliced from 2 exons.